GAGCUUAAUCAGUUUGAAUCUUGAAGCUGUCGGAGAAGGUUGUAAUUUGGAAAAUGUUACGAAUCGCUCGCACAUGGAUUCUGGUGGUGGUGUUGAUGGCACUGUUCGGUGCAAAAUCGACAGAAGCCUAUCUCUGCAUGUGUUCGCCGAGCAGCUGCGUGUUGAUCCAUCCAAAUACGGACUUCUUCAAAAAUGCUGAGAGUUUCUGUUCGACUUUUCGAGCGCAGGCGCAUGAUAUCUCCAUUAUCAAGCUGAUGGAUACAAAGCUGUCACCUGAUGCGUUCAACAAGUUCCCAAACAUGACAUCGUUGGAAAUUUUCCAAGGUCAGCUCGAAAAACUCGACUCGGGUACGUUCAGUGGGGCAGGAAACCUGUUAAAGUUGUUAAUCAGAGGAAACGGUUUAACUAGCUUGGAUGACUACACUUUCAAGGGAGCGGAUAAUCUAAAGGAUCUGAUGAUCUCGGCAAAUCCUUUGAACAGGAUUGGUGAGAAUGCUUUUGCGAAUUUGCGACAACUGGAAAUGUUGAUUUUGGCGCAUGGUGAAAUCACUUCCUUGCCACGGAAAUUAUUCCAGAAUAAUCGUUCCUUGAAGGUCAUUUCACUGAAUAACAAUAAAAUAGAAUCAAUCGACCCCGAAGUGUUCAUCGGAUUGGACGAUCUUACCAAGUUGGAACUGCUAGAAAACAAGUUGAAGGUGUUCGAUUUCAAAUUUCUAAAGGCAGCGGUUGUUGUGUUGAACAAUAACAGCCUGGAGCACUUGACAAUUAACGAACACUGUAGUACAAUGUAUGCGAGUAAUAACGAAAUCAAAACUCUCACGGUGGCUGGUAAUAAUUUGAGUAAGCUGUCGCUUUUAAACAACAAAAUUCGUGACAUCAGCAACAUCACCAAGGUGUCUAAUUUGACUAGUUUGUCUCUGGGCAGCAAUGACCUGGAAUCGAAUACGGUGUUUAGCUCGCUAACCGCUCUCGAAGAACUGAUGCUUCAGUCCACGUAUAUCAAUCUCACUGAGGACACGUUCGCCAAUUUGAAAAUGCUGAAGAUACUGGAUCUAUCGUACAACAAUCUCACAGUAGCAGAUUUCAAAAUUUUCGGAUCGCUAGACUCGCUUCAAGUGUUGAGUUACGUUGGUAAUCAGAUUCCGAGCUUCAACUACAUUGAGGCAAGAGAAUACCUGCCACGUCUGCGGGUGCUCGAAAUCUGCAAAAAUGGAUGGAACAAUACAUAUUUUGAGACCAACAUCCUGCGAAUGAGACGGCUCCAGCUAAGUCCGGACGUUCAUGGGUUUUCGUCUCAUUUUUUGUUCCGCGAUGACUACAUCAGCAUGUGCUCGGAGAAACUGGUCGACGAUUAUAGUUACGAUGACUACGUGGAACAACCAAUUGAUGUGGAAGAUGAAAUCAGAGCGUCGUAUCCCAAGGAAUACACAACGACCUCUUCCACCACAACGACCACAACGACCACAACAAGUCCAAAGACCACAACAACGCCAGCCCCAACAACGACUAUUCCAUCAACUACGACAUUCGCCACUACGGAGCAAGCAACGGCCAAGCCCAACGAUUCAGCUUCAAAUCAUCAUGUUUUGGAGUACAAUGCAGACACGGCUAUUCCGAAAAUGGCUGCCAGUGAGCCGGUAAAGGCAGCAUCACCGUUAUUCAUCACCUUCCAGGUGUUGGUGUACAUUCUGUCGGUGGUUGGGUUGGUCUCGCUUAUUGCGGUAGGGUACCUGUGGAAGAGGCGGCAGCUGAACACCAGAUCACUUACCGUUGCUGCUGAGUCAACGGAUUCUGUGAGAUUAAUCUAAACAUACUACGAUUCGGCUGGCGUGUCAAUUCGUGUUUAGUGAUAAUGAACCCAUACAUAUUCAUACAUGAGUGAUUUUUAUUUGGUUUUACGUCUGAAGUGAUGCCGAGAAUGGAGCAGUGUCAUACAAGAGUGGUGAUAAUUAAGUGUAAACACAUUUUACUCAAACUGAUAUUAUAUGUGAAGCAGGGAUUCCUUGAAGUGUUUUAGUUUAGCUCCAAUAAAUCAUUGCCUGAA
Molecule: messenger RNA, 2044 nt
Organism: Ochlerotatus camptorhynchus
Lineage: Eukaryota; Metazoa; Arthropoda; Insecta; Diptera; Culicidae
Product: leucine-rich repeat-containing G-protein coupled receptor 4-like
Exons: 2
Coding region: 54-1808 (584 amino acids)
Cellular component (GO): plasma membrane
Molecular function (GO): protein binding
Source: RefSeq, a predicted model, not a curated record